AAAGGUCAGGCGCCGCGGCACUUCCAACAUGGCGGCGUCCGGGGCGGCGGCGGCGGCGCGCAGCCCGGGAGCCCCGGCGGGGACGGCGGCCCGAGCCCGGCGCCCGCCUUCGGGGCGGCCCGCGCGGCUGCCCCCGCUGCUCGUCCUGCUGGCGGCGGCGGCGGCGAGGCCGGGCACGGGCGGCGCGGCGCUGUACCGCGCGGGCGAGGACGCCGUGUGGGUGCUGGACAGCGGCAGCGUGCGCGCCGCCACGGCCAACAGCUCGGCCGCGUGGCUGGUGCAGUUCUACUCGUCGUGGUGCGGCCACUGCAUCGGCUACGCGCCCACCUGGCGGGCCCUGGCCGGGGACGUGCGAGACUGGGCCGCCGCCAUCCGCGUCGCUGCCCUGGACUGUGCGGACAAAAGUAACCACGAGGUGUGCCAGACCUACGACAUCCACUUCUACCCCAGCUUCCGGUAUUUCAGAGCAUUUACAAAGGACUUUACAACUGGCGAAAACUUUAAAGGGCCUGACCGAGAGCUGCAGACGGUGAGACAAGCCAUGAUUGACUUCCUACAGAACCACACGGACGCAAACAGGCCUCCCGCCUGCCCGGCUUUGGACCCUAUUCGGCCCAGUGACGUUCUUUCUCUCAUUGACAACCACGAGGGCUGCUACGUGGCUAUUCUGUUUGAGAGCAACAGCUCGUAUGUUGGACGUGAGGUGAUCCUGGACCUGAGUCCUUACGAGAACAUCGCGGUGAAGAGAGCGCUGGACAGCGACGCGGCCUUUCUGGAGAAGCUUGGCAUCUCUUCCGUUCCUUCCUGUUACCUGGUUUACCCAAACGGGUCCCACGGGUUAAUUAACAUCAUGAAGCCUCUUCGGUCAUUUUUUUCCUCUUAUUUGAAGUCGUUGCCAGAUGUGAGGAAAAAAUCGCUUGCAUUGCCGGAAAAGCCAAGCAAAGAACAAAAUUCUGAAGUUGUGGUGUGGAGAGAGUUUGACAGGUCAAAACUGUACACGGCAGACCUGGAGUCGGGGCUGCACUACCUCCUGAGGGUGGAGCUGGCCACCCACAGGACACUGGCUGGGGCCGAGCUGAAAACACUCAAGGACUUCAUUACUAUCGUUGCCAAGCUGUUCCCCGGCCGCCCGCCCGUCAGGAAGCUGCUGGAGAUGCUGCAGGAGUGGCUGGCCAGCCUCCCCCUGGACCGGGUGCCCUACAACGCCAUCCUGGACCUGGUCAACAACAAGAUGCGGAUUUCUGGAAUAUUCCUCACUAAUCAGAUAAAGUGGGUUGGAUGUCAAGGAAGCCGCCCGGAGUUGAGGGGCUACACGUGUUCUCUCUGGAAGUUGUUCCACACGCUCACUGUUCGGGCCGGGACCCACCCAGGCGCGUUGGAUGGCACAGGUUUCGAAGACGACCCCCAGGCGGUGCUGCAGACCAUCCGGCGGUACCUGCUCACCUUCUUCGGCUGUAAAGAGUGUGGGGAGCAUUUUGAGAAAAUGGCUAAAGAGUCCAUGGAUUCCGUGAAAACCCCAGACCAAGCAAUCCUCUGGCUUUGGAAGAAGCAUAACCUCGUGAACAGCCGCCUGGCAGGCCACCUGAGCGAGGACCCCAGGUUCCCCAAGGUGGCGUGGCCCACUCCGGACCUCUGCCCCGCCUGCCACGAGGAGCUGAGGGGCCUGGACAGCUGGGACGAAGACCAGGUUCUCCUGUUCCUGAAGCAGCACUACAGCAGCCACAACCUCGUGCACACGUACGCCGCAGCCCUGGGUGGCACGGGCGAGGCCGAGGAGCCAGAGGGAGGCCGGGCCAACCCAGAGAGGCCUGGAGACCGCGGGGCCGAGAGCCUGCACCCGCCCGGGGCCCUGCCGCCCACACCUCGCCCCUCAGAGGGGUCGCACCUGGGACCAGCCAGGCCUGAGGGCCGCAGGGAGGUGGAGGCGGCUGCACCCUUCCUGGGGAUGGGCUUCUCCAGCCUGGACAUGAGCCUCUGCGUCCUGCUCUACGUGGCCUCCUCCAUGUUCCUGAUGGUGAUGUUCUUCUUCUUCCGAGUGCGGUCCCGGCGGUGGAAAGUCCGGCACCGCCAUCCGUCCGUGUAGAGCUGAGCAGCCCGCCCGCGCCUGCGGCUGUAACGUUUCUGAUCGGGAAUGACAGGCGGGGGGCCUGCUCCCCGCUGAUGGCAGCUGUGGUCCCAGAGCUGGGGCCUGUGUGCGCUCCCGGCCUUCACAGGCCGUGGACGCCUCUGACAAAUCCACAGCAAAGCGACGUCUAUGUUUUUACUCUUCUAGGUCUGAAAACGGGAGUGGGGUGUCCAGGCCAAAAAGAAGGUUUUGCACCCACUUCCCUCAAGUUUACUGGGCUCCACAUCCAUUGUGCACGGCCUCCUCUGGAGAUUUGGAGAAAAACCCAGCCCUUCCCCAUGGAGGCUAAGGGGUGACUGAAUGCAGCCAGGGAUACCCCCGCCCCCCCACACCCCCGCCAUGGGGGGUAGACUUGGUGUGGGGAGGGAGGGUGGUGCUCGUCUUACUCUUCAGGGACAGUGCCUUGGCCUGUUGGUUGUUACUCUGGUGAUGAGAGCUCAGUGCGUGAGGGCCACCCAGGCUGCCUGUCCCCGGCAGUCAGGAGACUGUGAGCCCGAGAGCAGAGCUUCUGCCUGGGCCCCUGCCAUCCAGCACCCACAGCCCUCCUGAGCCACUGCCCAGAGCCAGCGCGGGUGGUGCACGGGGUCUCGCUGGCAUCUCUAAGGCCAAACUUCAUUUGCCUGAAGGUGUUUUACACAGGUCCUGGCACAGGGCCUGGCACAGGGCUUUGGUGGUUAAUUAUUUACCAUUUAAUGGUUUUAACACAUUAUUU
Myotis daubentonii (Daubenton's bat) is the source of this 2837-nucleotide messenger RNA. It is a transcript of the gene QSOX2, whose product is annotated as quiescin sulfhydryl oxidase 2. Gene Ontology annotation, cellular component: Golgi membrane. Lineage: Eukaryota; Metazoa; Chordata; Mammalia; Chiroptera; Vespertilionidae. The record is from RefSeq and is a predicted model, not a curated record. Gene Ontology annotation, biological process: protein folding. Gene Ontology annotation, molecular function: protein disulfide isomerase activity; flavin-dependent sulfhydryl oxidase activity.